Neopelma chrysocephalum (saffron-crested tyrant-manakin) is the source of this 5109-nucleotide messenger RNA. Its product is annotated as histamine H3 receptor-like. NCBI's taxonomy places the organism in Eukaryota, Metazoa, Chordata, Aves, Passeriformes, Pipridae. The record is from RefSeq and is a predicted model, not a curated record. Gene Ontology annotation, biological process: adenylate cyclase-activating adrenergic receptor signaling pathway. Gene Ontology annotation, molecular function: histamine receptor activity. Gene Ontology annotation, cellular component: membrane. Bases 1142 to 2350 code for a protein of 402 amino acids. The transcript has 3 exons.
AAAGCUUAAAGCAAUAAUGGACUUGCAUACUGGGAAGAUAUUUGUAUGGAUAAUAAAGUUCUGCAUUUUUUGUACUGCGGCCAUCCAAACAUUUAGUAAAAGCACUUGGCAAAUGCUAAUGAAUUUGUUCCCACAACAGAAGCAAAGACAUGGCAGCCAGCAUUUUUCAAAUUUAAGGGUCUAAAAUUAGACACUAAAGUGUUUUUAGAACCCGUAAUAAAAGUGAUUGAAUUUUUACAACUGUGGAAUACUCACAGCUCUCUGCAAGUAGCUUCAUUACUCAUACAAACUAUAAGCAUUUGUAGAAGACACACAAUUUUUCCCACCAGUGUGGGAAAAAAAGCCUCAUCCUGUUAAUUGCCAAGCUCUGAUUCAUGUUCAGGGCAUUGAUAUUUAGUUCCUGGGUUCCUGCGGCAGCAGCUGAUGUUGUGUCACUGGGGUCGAUGCUCAGAGUUUUGAAAGUGAUUCAGUGGAAGUUUUGCAGGUGAUCUCUGAGGGUUGGACCAUUACUGGUUAACUGCUCUGGUAAGUAAUUCUAUAUAUGGUUAUUUACAUCAUAUCAGUUUUCAGCCCUAGAGUCUACAAAAAGAAGAACAACAAUGAAGUCGAGCAUGUCUUUGGUCAACAAAAAGAUACAACAGAGAGGAACCACAGGCUUGCUGAAUUGCAAUGACACUAGAUAAGCAAGGAUGAAAUUAGAAGACAGCUUAAAUUCUCAUUAAGAUAUGUACACAGGAUUGAAAAAAGAAUUCAGAAAAAAUUGUCCAUAUUGCUAGCAAGCAAAACACUUCUGGGAGGGAGGGAGGAAAGCAAGAGAGAACAUCAAAUCAGCCAUCCUGACCUCCACAGAUAAGAAUCAGGUUGCUGAAAGAAGAACUUGCAUUUUAAAAUACGAGCCUGAAAAAAACCCAUAUUUCUUAACAAGUUACUCUUCCAGAAUUAUACGGUUUAAAAAAUCUUAAGAAAAUUAGAUUUAUCUAGCAUCAAAAGCUUUUGCUUUUUUCCUGUCCUGAGACAAUUUUGGUUUUGAUGUUUAUUGGAUUUUUGACCCAUCUUGUUUUAACUCCUUGUGAAUCUCAACCUUUUGGAUAACUGCCAGAUACAACUUUCUUCCCAGGCUGAACUGACCAGGAUACACAACAUGCACAACAGCACUGCCGGAACUCUGCAUGUGGCUGCAGCGUGUAAUGAGACUUGGCCCACCCAGUCACCGAGCUCUGAGUUUUCACUGGGCGUGUUGGUGCUGCUGACUUUCCUCAUGGUGUUGCUAUGUCUGGUCACCAUCCUUGGAAACAUCCUGGUGAUCCUUGCUUUCAUCCUGGACAGAAAUCUCAGGCAUCGGAGUAACUAUUUCUUUCUCAAUCUUGCUGUUUCUGACUUUGCAGUGGGUGUGUUCUGUAUGCCUUUGUACAUCCCUUAUGCCCUGACAGGGACGUGGCACUUGGGACAAGGCCUGUGCAAGGUCUGGCUUGUUAUGGACUAUCUCGUGUGCACAGCUUCAGUCUUUAGCAUCGUCCUUAUCAGCUACGACCGUUUCCUGUCAGUUACAAAAGCUAUAUCUUACAGAGCCCAGCAGGGAAUAACCUCCAACCCUGCCAUCAAGAUGGUGGCCAUAUGGGUCUUAGCCUUUCUCCUCUAUUGCCCAGCAAUCCUCUUUUGGGAGCGUGUGGCCGGACACAGCGCAGUAGCGGCAGAUCAGUGCUACGCUGAGUUCUACAACAACUGGUACUUCCUCCUGUGUGCAUCCACCCUGGAGUUCUUUGUGCCACUGCUCCUGGUGAUCUACUUCAAUAUGCACAUCUUCCACAGCAUCCAGAGGCGCCAGCGGCAAGGCAGUGUGCAGGACUGUGAGCCUCCAAGGAGCAGCAGCCUGUCCUGGAGAUUUUGCCCUUUACCGAGGUCAGGGGCAUCUUCUCCUUCCUCGGAAGCAGAGGACAGUGUUUCAUCCCUAACGAGGUCGUGGAGACCAGCAGUGAUGGCUAACUGUCCAUCUAGAACAGAAACCAGUUCUACAGCUCUCAAAAGGAACUUUUCUGUUUCUUUUCAUUCAAGGACUGGGUCAAAACUGCAGCGGGACAAAAAAAUCGCGAAGUCACUUGCCAUAAUUGUCUGUGUGUUUGCCAUUUGCUGGGCCCCGUACUCUUUAUUAAUGAUUGUUCGUGGGGCCUGUCAAGGAAAGUGCAUCCAUAAUUCCUUGUAUGAAGCAGCCUUUUGGCUUUUAUGGAUCAAUUCCUCUUUGAAUCCAUUUCUUUACCCUCUCUGUCAUAUGAGGUUUCGAAUGGCUUUCAUAAAAAUAUUGUGUCCCAAAAAGUUUGCAAUGUUGAGAUCAGGUAAGACACCUUCUCUUUAGAGAGUUAAAAUAAAUGUGUUAACAAUAAGGUUCCUCUGUUAUUUAGUGGUAUUUUUUAUAUAUAUCUUCAGCAUAAACAGAGAAAAAACCAUUUGUUUAUUGAUGACAUUGGUUAAGAGUGCAGCAGAAUUAUGUAUUUGCCCUGAUAUUGCUAAUUUUUAGAAUCUUGCUUUUGGUUUUGCUAGAAUGGCACCAGAUUAAUCACCAUCUAGUGCAUCAAAAAGAAUAAAAAAUUUUGCUGGAUGUCCUCUUGGUUUGUGGGUGUGAGGUACUUUUUUUUUUUCCACUUUUUUUCCCCCUGUUUUUAAUGUCUAGUGCUGGCUUUGUUUACUGUAUACAGUGAAAGAAGUCUUUACAGAUAUCUCUGUAGAAGUUCACUGGAGGGAAAUACCAGCUUGUGUAUGUGUUGAAGUAAAAUUUAUGUCCUAUUUGUGAACCUAAAGCUCUCAGAGAAGAAACAGUUCUGCUACAUUUUUGAAAGGUUAUAUAAAUACUCACAGAAGCAGUAUAAUUUCAUUUUAUAAACUAUUAUGAAUACAAGAUAGUGCCCUGUAGUUAUUAGAAUUCCCACAGUGAGCAAUAUGCAAGAGAGUGGACUGCCUAAUCUACCGUAUCUGUCCUUUUCUAAUUUUAAUAUAGUUCAUGCCUGGUGUUGCAGGACACAGUACAUGUAAGUUAGUAAUUCUGAACGAUUUUCAGAGAAUGAAAUUUUCCAUGGAAAUGGAAUUUUGAGAUUGGUUAUCAAAAUUGUUGCAGACAUAAAUGGUUGUUAGUCUUUUCACCCAUACUGUAUUUUGUCCUGACACUCUCUUUGGUCAUGCUUAAAUGAUAUUUAGUGCCAGAUCUGUGCAGAAUUUGAUGGCCUGAAAGAUAGGCCAGGCUUGGGCACAUGAUCACUUUCCUGUUGAAUUAGCAGAGCAAGCAAUUCUAAGUUCAUGCUGGAUUUAUCAUUUUGGCUGUCUGUGCGAGAAUAGACAAUAGCCUCUCCAGUGUGAAGCUUUGCAAGUGCAAAGGUAUUCCAUCAAAAUGUCUGGAACAAAUUUGAUCCGACAGAGUGAUUUUUAUACUAGAUCAGUCUUUGUGCCCUAUUACUGUGACAUUAUAUGGAUUUUCUCUGCCACAGAACAAGUAUCAAACUGGAUUUUUUUAUCAGUGAGCGAGGGCUGUAUUCAAUGCUUGAGAACAGGAUUUACAGAGGUCUGAAAGCUGACACAGAGGUGUCUCAAGCAGCUGUUAACAAAUAAAGCAGUUGAAUGUGCAGUGCUGAAAGGAGUGGGUAGAUGUGUUGGAGAAGGCAAUGGAGCUUGAUUACAACUCAUUCCAUGUGCCAAACCUUCUUACCUUGUGUUGAGUGUUGCAACUCACCUAGAAGGCUUUCAUGGAUGGGUAAGUGAGAGUCACUGGUUACAUUGUUUUUCUCUCCUUUUAUGUAAUUUUCUUCCCCUUUGUGUGUGUAUAUGUACAGAUAUAAAUGUAUAAAAUAUGGGAAGAGAAAUGUGAUGCACAGAACAAUGAAGAGCAGUAAUCCAUUUAAAUAGUUUUUAAACUAAUUUGAAAAUGGCUGUAGAAAUGUUGCAACAGCACAGUACUCCUUUGCAAGCACAAUUCAAAUGCAUAUAAGCAGCUUAAUCAUAGCACAAAAGUUGAUGGCUUUGAAGAGCUAAAAUGUCAUUCUGUUCAGAGGUCUGGAACUGAAGACUUCUCUUGAUAGUUUUCACACUGGUGGAAGAUUAUCUUUCACCAUUCAUCCUCUUGAUGUUUUCUUGCUUCACAUGGAUAGUGUUCUGGAUUGUGAGCCUGAUUUCCAAGAGAGAUACAGCUUCAGGAGGAAGUCAUUGAUUCAGCACAGCUGUUUUUACUGUCAUGAGCUAAGGUGCUGGCAUAGAUUUUGCACAGUUUUUCACAGAAUCACAGAAUCUUUUCUGUGAGGCUUAAAAAAUCCAAACGCACACACAGAGUUAAAACAUUUAUAGAAUAGCUGGUGCACUAAGCAUCUGUUAAACAGAUAAACUGAAGAUAGGCCCAAAAUGGGAAAGUAUUUGAGUUGCCUGCUUUUCUAUCCCUAUGCUUUUAGUAUAAAUAUUCUGAUUGUAUUUUGUGAUUAAAGAAUGUGUUGCUUGUUUUGGAAAAAUGACCUACAAAAUUAUUGACUAGGUAAACUGAAUCCACAUUGUGCAGUGCUGGGAAACUAGUUUGCCAGGGAGAACAAUGUGCAGCAAAUUUGAAACAACAUAAAGUAGGGAAGCUACUGGAGAUCAAUGUUCUUUAGUUUCUGUAUUACACACAGUGUUCAAACUGUUUUGUCACACCAUUCCUGUAUACUAGAAGAAUUUGUUAUAUUUUUCUAGUUGUUGAAAAUUUUGCUUAGUGCUCACAGGGUAGGUCAAGCACUUGGUUGCUUUGCUCAUAUCAUUAAAGCUGUCUUAGUCAAGGUGGCAUUGAGUCUUCUCCCAACUGGACAUUUUCCAGAGUUAUGAUAAGAUACUUAUUCAGCAUUUGUUCUUAUAACCUGACUCAAACGGGCUUUGUUUGCCAAAGGGUUUUCUAAGCCAAGUCUCUAUCCAGUCACCCAUUUCACGUCCUUGAAUUUUCUUCUGUCUUUGCAGAUGUCAAAUAGGCCUUGUAAAUACAUAGUUACAGUCAGUAUAUGACUUUGUGAGGUUCAACUCAAAAUACACCAGUGUUUUUCUAAGUUAACCCUCUCAGGUUUUAAAAAACAUCCAACAAAUAAAACAUACAUGUUGGAAGAAAUUGUGUUA